This is a messenger RNA of Cimex lectularius (bed bug), 2891 nucleotides long. RefSeq lists its product as uncharacterized. The record is from RefSeq and is a predicted model, not a curated record. Bases 162 to 1490 code for a protein of 442 amino acids. The transcript has 5 exons. Lineage: Eukaryota; Metazoa; Arthropoda; Insecta; Hemiptera; Cimicidae.
UGUUAUCCUACGAUCAGUUUAGUUACACAUUUGGUUAAGUUCGUUUCGGCCGCUGCCCUUUUCUUUUGUUUUUGUUCGGUUAUCAUUUCCCAAAUAAAAAAAAGAAUUCAAAAUUUAGGCGUUUCUCAUCUCGCAGUUGUGUUGCCAGGUAUGCUUUAAAGAUGAUGUGCGAGACGGUUCUGAGAAAAGGGGAUCUGUACAAAGAGGAGUUUCUGUCGUGUUCUACGGCGCUGACGAGCAGGCGUUCGGUCUCUCUGCUCGACGUUUCCGGCCCGGAAAAGGAGCUCAACCACAAGACGAUAUCAAAUGACACGAUCGGCAGUCACACGUCGAUAUUCAAAGACUCCGGCUACAACCAGACCGGCUCCUCUUCCAGCCUCGGCUCCACAAAGGACAGGGAACAAGAAAAGAGGAUCACCGACUUGGAGGAGGAGUUGAAGUACAAACAGGUCUUGAUCAACGAGCUCCAAGAGUCCAACCAAACGCUGAGGAUGAAGUUCGCCGAAGCUGAAAACAAAAUAUCAGAGCUUCGACUCAAGUGCGAGUCCCAUUGCAAAUGUUGCACCGCGGAACUGAGCGGACCAGGAUCGGAAUCGGAGUCGGAGGCCGGCAGCAUCGGCAUCCGUUACCCGAGGCGUCGGAACCACAGUCCCCAGAAGCUCUACGAUACCGACCCCAAUCGUUUCACCCCCGUCGACGAGAGCUACCAGAAGGUUAAACGAUGGCAAGAUGAAUUAGUUGAAGAAGUAAAAAGAACGUCAGAACUCUCAUUUUCUAGAGAUUCGGUUAAUUCAAGGCCGAAGUCGAGAUACACUCAUCACACGCCAACGCCUUCAGAAGGUACAUUGAAUUCCAGAGUCUUGAUAUCGACACCUUGUCAAACAAAAAUAGGCAAUCAUUCGAUAAAAGUCUUGUCAACAAAAUCUGUUGUGCCAUCGAGGCGACAAAAGGAUGGAAGUAUCAGCCAAAAACUUCGACAGUUGCAUAAUGAAUCUUGUGGCGAGUAUCCCCAAAAGAGGUACUUUUCUGCUAGCUGUCCCAAUUCUUCGAGUGAUGAUUCAGGAGAUGAAUCUCCAGUUAAUUAUCACGGAUCAAAUAGAUGGUCGGAGAGGGAUAAACAGAGAGUAGACGAUAGAUUGGGAGUACCAACCCAUCGGCAUUCGUCCUGUGGACAAGAACACUCAGGAUUUACCUAUAAUUCCGUUGGAUCCUAUAACUGUCGGAAUCGAAAGUUGGAAAUGGAGCAAAAGAUUAGGCAUGGAAUGAAUAAAAUUGCGAAUUUUGACCGGGAGAGAAUUACGGAGGAUUCUUCGAUGCCUUUUGAGUGCUGGAAAGAAACCCUGAGGCCGAAAACUGUUCAUGGCUUUAGUUCGACUAUAUUCGGAACAAAGAAUAAAUCUCUUCUCAAGGUGAUAAGGGAGGCGUUAACAAUGACGACAUUGGCUACUGAUCAGCUUGAGUCGAUCUGGAAAAGAAAUAAAAAGUGCUAAAACGUUUUUUUAAAUGUGUGUUCUGACGCUUCAGUUUGACAGUGUACUUCUAAGCGCUUUCUACUACUAAAAAACUUAUGAUAUCACGUGCCUUUCGAAAAAUGUGAUAGAUUUGUACCAUGUGCAUUUUCCUUUGUGCCGUUUAACUGUUUAGAUAUUUCUAAUUUUAUUAUAAGGUGUAAAUGAGACCAAAGAUGCAAAAAGUUCAAAAGGGGCGAAUCUUGCCGUUUGAUUGAUAUUUAAAUUUUUACUUUUUACCUAUUGAAAAGUACUUUUUAUACUAAUUUGGUAAACACAAUUUUUAAGGUUUACUAAUUGAAAACAACAUGUAACUUUUUUAAACAUUAUUUAAAAAAAAAAAUCUCAAACUGUCAAGGUUUGUACUCUUUAUAAUUUAAUCGAUUUCAAUAAUUUUUAUUGUGGUUUUCAAUUGAGGUUUUAAUUAAAAAACACACUGCUCAGCAUAAAUUUUAGUACUAUUUUUUGUGACAAUAUAUAAUAUAUUUGAAGGAGCAACAUAAAAAAAUAAAAUAAUUUAAUUUUGCUGUUAUGUCUUUUUCAUUAUGUAAUUAAAAAAUAACUGAUAAAAAUUAAUAAUUUACAAUUUUAUUCUUGAUUAAAGUAAUGUUGUUUACAACUUUUAUGACAAUAAGGGUGAAGAUGAAUAUUAUCAGCAUAGUUUGAUUUUAAUCAAGGAUAUUUAGUGUAAAAAUAUAAUAAUUUGACAUUCCUUUUUAUUUUAAUGUCUUAAUUUGGCUUAAUUGGCCAGGAAAGCAAUCAAAUAUAAGUGUGAUACAAUAAAAACCAAGACUAAAACAAAGUGUAAAAAUUAUGUGCCUUUAUAAAGGAGUCUUUCAGGAAUGAUAAAACAGUGGUUUUUAGCAUGUGGCAUUUUUUUUAUCAACGAAACAAGUCUCUAGUCAAUAAAAAUACGCAAUGUUUUCUUUUCCAGUUCAGCUUUUUGUAUUAUUGAAUAAGAGGUCAAUGUCCUGUAGACUACAUUGAAAUAAUGUGCCAAAAUGUAUAAACUGUAUUUAGUUUUGUAUUAUCAAGUCAUAUUGUUAAAACGUGCCCUUGUGUUUAAGAGAUAAUUAAAAAACAAAACAAAAAACUAGUCAGAUAGAUUGUCUUUAUGUAUAUAUUUUUUUGUUCAAACACUUGUCCUCUGCAAUAAUUCUGGUAUUUUUUAAAAUUAAAUUUGUUAUGUUAAUGACAAAUUUUUUUUAAAUGCAAUAUUUUGUAAUUAAAAAACAAAAAACAGGGCACAUUUAUACAACUCUGCCUAAAUUGUUAUGUUUUUACUGUUAAUUUGUAUUUCUCAAAUGAAGACUUUGUUCUGAGAGAAUCAUUAGGGUUUAUUACUCAUUUAUUUUCUUGUUAAUAAAUUCAGUUCAUUAAUAA